CUUAUUCAUAAGCUUCUCUUUCUUUCUCUUUGUGCACCUUCCUUCUUCUCUUGGUUUCUUUCUUACUCAAAAGUGAUUCAUCUCUUCAGGUUGUUUAGAAGAGAAAAAUGGUGAAGAUCUGCUGCAUUGGUGCUGGAUAUGUGGGGGGUCCUACAAUGGCAGUCAUUGCACUAAAGUGUCCAUCCAUUGAAGUGGCUGUUGUUGAUAUCUCGAAAUCACGCAUUGCAGCAUGGAACAGUGACCAGCUUCCUAUCUAUGAGCCAGGCCUUGAUGGUGUGGUAAAGCAAUGCCGUGGCAAGAACCUUUUCUUUAGCACUGAUGUUGAAAAACAUGUCUAUGAGGCUGACAUUGUCUUUGUGUCUGUCAACACACCGACGAAAACUCGGGGUCUUGGAGCUGGAAAAGCAGCAGAUUUAACAUAUUGGGAAAGUGCAGCUCGCAUGAUUGCCGAUGUCUCUAAGAGUGACAAAAUUGUGGUGGAGAAAUCCACUGUUCCUGUCAAAACUGCUGAGGCUAUAGAGAAAAUUUUGACUCACAAUGGCAAGGGUAUAAAAUUCCAGAUUCUAUCAAACCCAGAAUUCCUUGCUGAGGGAACUGCAAUCCAAGAUCUUUUCAACCCGGAUCGCGUUCUCAUUGGAGGCAGGGAGACCCCAGAAGGGCAAAUGGCCAUUCAAACAUUGAAGGAUGUUUAUUCUCAUUGGGUUUCUGAAGACAGAAUCCUCACCACAAAUCUUUGGUCUGCAGAGUUGUCUAAGCUUGCUGCUAAUGCUUUCUUGGCCCAAAGGAUUUCUUCUGUCAAUGCCAUGUCAGCACUUUGUGAGGCUACUGGGGCUAAUGUUACACAAGUGUCUUAUUCUGUUGGAACAGACUCAAGGAUUGGACCCAAGUUCCUGAAUGCUAGUGUUGGUUUUGGCGGAUCAUGCUUCCAAAAAGAUAUCUUGAAUCUUGUUUACAUCUGUGAGUGCAAUGGCCUUCCAGAGGUGGCAGAGUACUGGAAACAAGUGAUCAAGAUCAAUGAUUAUCAGAAGAGCCGGUUUGUAAACCGUGUUGUUGCAUCAAUGUUUAACACAGUUGCAACCAAAAAGAUAGCCAUUUUGGGAUUUGCAUUCAAGAAGGACACUGGUGAUACAAGGGAGACACCAGCAAUUGAUGUGUGCAAAGGGCUACUCGGUGACAAAGCGCGCCUUAGCAUAUAUGAUCCGCAGGUAACUGAGGACCAAAUUCAAAGGGAUCUAUGGAUGAACAAGUUUGAUUGGGAUCACCCAAUUCACCUUCAGCCUACAAGUCCCACAACUGAGAAGAAAGUGAGUGUGGUUUGGGAUGCAUAUGAGGCAACAAAGGAUGCAGAUGGUGUUUGCAUUUUGACUGAGUGGGAUGAGUUCAAGACUCUUGAUUAUCAGAAGAUAUAUGACAACAUGAGAAAACCAGCAUUUGUUUUCGAUGGAAGGAACAUUGUGGAUGUUAAUAAGCUACGUGAGAUUGGGUUCAUUGUGUACUCAAUUGGUAAGCCACUGGAUCCAUGGCUCAAGGACAUGCCAGCUGUGGCAUAGAACAUCUGUUAAGAACUAAGGCAUUCAGUUUGGUUCAAUUUAAUGUUAAUUUUUUUGAACAAUUUUUACUUUGCCAUUUUUUACUUUCCCAUAGUAGUUGUUGGCAUAAAUGAGUAUAAAUUAUGGGAAAGUAGGAGGCUCUGUGUUUUGCAUUUCUUUGUCAGUAUUACUGUUUGGCUGUCAUGAGUUUACAAGGGAUUUUUUAUUUG
Abrus precatorius (Indian licorice) is the source of this 1759-nucleotide messenger RNA. Its product is annotated as UDP-glucose 6-dehydrogenase 1-like. Gene Ontology annotation, biological process: glycosaminoglycan biosynthetic process. Gene Ontology annotation, cellular component: nucleus; cytosol. Bases 108 to 1550 code for a protein of 480 amino acids. Gene Ontology annotation, molecular function: NAD binding; UDP-glucose 6-dehydrogenase activity. The record is from RefSeq and is a predicted model, not a curated record. The transcript has 2 exons. Lineage: Eukaryota; Viridiplantae; Streptophyta; Magnoliopsida; Fabales; Fabaceae.